GCCCAAGGGCCUGUGUCACAAUGUCACACAGUCGGCCUACAGCCCCCAUACUUCCUCGUUCGCGAGCGCAACGACUACAUAAGUUUAAGGCUUCACAUAUUAGACUGUUUUAACACAAACUGUCACUACAAUACGCACUUUGCAGACUAGAAUGUCGGCAUGUUCACUUGCCAGCGACGAAAGGCACUCCGCCCAGUCCGCAAUGUGCGCAUGUAUGACAAGUAGCUAAGAGGCGGCGCGCUUGAUGAGGUGCUCCGGGCUCAUAUGCCACGGCUUCCGGAGGAAGUGGAGGUGGAGGAGGGAGCGGUUGUGCCGGAGGAGCAGCUGAUGGCCCUGGGCAGCGCGGACUUUAUGCUUAACUCCUUUCCCGACGUCAGGAUGGGGGACGACGGCGGCACCAGCGUGGACGGCUGCAGCAGCGGCACCACCGCCUGGCUCGCCGCUAUGCAGCAGCAGCAACAACAACAACAGCAGCAGCGGCAGCCAGCACCAGCCACGGCGCCGCCAGCCGAGGACGCGCCGGUGGAGAGCGCGCACGCCGCAUCUGCUGACGCAGCGGCGACGGCCAUGGCCAGUGGGGAUUGCCAGCGCGCUGCCGCCUCCUUGGUGCCGCCAUCGCAGCAGCCGCAGCAGCCCCAGCCCAUGACACUGGCGGUGAACAGCAGGGCUCGCCGGCCCGGCAUCCUCUCGCUCGUCGCUGGCAGUGUGGUUGGCAACAGGGUUUCGUCAGACGCCUCCGCUCACGUGGUCUCCACCACACCGACAGCAGCAUUUACAACCCCUCAAGGCGCACAGCCGCAGGCCGCCGGGCAAGCCCUACAGCAGGCGGCAGUGCCAGCGUCGGAUUCGGCUGUCAGCACCGUUGCUGUCGCCAGCAGCGCGGAUGGUAACGGCGCCUUGCCUCCUGGCGUGAUGGUCAACAUAUCGGUCCGCUCAACCGAGUGGCUACGUGUGCCGGAUCGGUGGGGCCUGCCGACGCCCGCAGAGGUGGUGGCGGCGGCCGCCGGGGCCGCCGCAGCCGGGGCGUCACAAGCGGGCGACUUCUCGGCCCACCCGAAAAUCCCUAUGAGCUGGCUAUUCUGCGGCCGUGGUGCACACAGCAUCUCCGACCCCGUGGCUCUCCCCGCCGUGCAGCAGGCGGCUGUGGCGGCGGCCGCCGGGGCCGCAGCAGCAGCACACGCUGCCGCCGCUGCUGUGCGCGCCGCUGCUGCCGCGGCCGCAGACACCGAAGCCGCCGCCAGGGCGGAGGGCGGCGGCGCCUGUUCGCCCGACGCCGACGGCGUGCUCGCCGCGCGCCGCGCCUCAUCCACCGCGGCGUUUCAGCAGCUGCAGCCGGCCCUUCGACUGCCGCACUCCUCCAUCCCGCAACUGCCGGCGGUCGCUGAAGGACUGCUGCUGCCGCCGCCGCCGCUAGCGGAUGCCCCCGCCGCCGCCCCCGCAGGCAACGGCCGAGGCCAUGGUCACAGCGAGCACGACGCCAUGCUCUCCACUGGGCCUCUCCCUGACGAUGAGUUGCUGAGUGCGUGGGAUGACGACUGGGGUCCGAUGGUGCCGCCGGCGGGGGCGGCAGCGCGGCUACCGCCGGUCGACCGUGGACUGCUGCGCGGUCUGAGCCCCUGGUCGGCGGCCGAGGCAGAGCUGGAGGCAGUCGCGGUCGGCCACCUGCUGGCGCCGCUGCCGCCACUGGCGUGCCUGCAGACACACAUGCAGCAGCCGCAAGGCGGCAACGGCGGCGCGGCGGCGGGCACCCGCCGCGCGGAGGCCGCGGCGGCCGGCGCUCGCACGUCCAUCAAUGCUCCUCCUGCCGACGGCGCGCGCGUGCGCAGCAGCACCAGGAGUGCCAGCCGCAACGCCGCGGCCGGCGCGCAGCUGGCGGCAGCAUCCGCGGGCGCCAAGACGGCCGCUGGCGGCGCGGCUGGCGGGCCUCACGCUCGCGCCUACUCCCCUUUCGCCGCUGUUACGGACUCUACCGGUGCCGCCGACGCGGUAGCCGCAUCGGCGCCGCCGGUCGCCAGCGGAGCCGCCAGUGACGGCGCCGCCUUGGACCAACGCACCGGCAGCAGCGCCCUGGCAGCCUCGCCCGCCACCGCCACGGCCGCCGCCAUCCUCCGCACGCAGUCGCUUAACCUCGAGCCACUGGAGCCGCUGCCGCAACUGCCCCUGCUGGAGGAGGUGCACACCGCCUUCUGCGCCGGCGGCAGCGGCGGCGGCGCCGACGGCGUCGAUGACAUGUUUUUCGAAGCGGCGGCAGCGGCCGCCGCGGCCGCGGCUGCCGCCGCCAUCACCAUUAGCGCCUCGCCCUUCUCAGCUGCCGCCGCUGGCGCUGGGCUCAGGAUGGACGCGGCGGCGGACAGUGCCGCCUUUGCCCUGCUGACGGCGUCCGGUCGAGGCGUGGGCAGUGGCUUUGGUGCUCCAGGCUCGCGCCAGUAUGCCUCGGCCGACGACAUGGUGAACCUGCUGGCGUGCUUCGCACGGUCCGACAGCGGCGUCGACAUGGCAACACAGCUGCAGGUGCAGCAGCAGGAGGCGCCGGUUGCGCGCAUGCAACAUGUGCCGCUCUCGUUCAGCAACGUCAUCCCUGACGGCGGCUCGGCACACAUGGUUCCGAGCUUCGCUGCUGGCGAGGGCGAAAGCAUGGCCGCAGCCAUGGCCGGGCCUAGGCCGGUGUCGCCGCAGGCAGCAGGCGUGGCGGCAGUGGCCGCGGCGGCGGCGGCCAUGCUGUCACCGGCACCGCCACUGCUGACAGUGGGGCAGCAGCAGCCGGGGCCUACUGAGCUGAUUCCGGUGCGCAGCGCGGUGCGGGCGCGCGGCAGCCACGCGGGCCACCCAGCAGGGGCUGCUGCUGUCGACCUGCGCCAGGGCCUUCCCGACCUCGGCGCUGGUGCUGGUGCCGGCGCCGAGCCCCCCGCAGCAGCAGACGUCGCUCCCGCCACCCGCCUGCUGUCGGGCCGCCAGCACCCCGUCUGUUGCUGGCCACAGCCGCUCGCUGCUGCUGUUGUAGGCACUGGCGCCGGCACCGCUGCCGAGCGGCCGCCGAGCGCAGGCAUGUCCUUUGGCGGCUAUGGCAUUGACGGCAACGACGACGAUGACUCGCCGGUAGAGGGUCACUUGGAGGCGCUGGCAGCAGCCGCGCCCACUGGCAACAACAGCCAGCGCACGUCGGUCACCAUGAUCGACGCCUUUGACGUGCUCACAAGCAUGGAGCGAAUCAAGACGCUUCAAAUCGAGCCGCCGCAUGCCGCGCCCGCCCAGCACCACGACAACGAGGCGCCCCCGCACGCAACCGUCGCCGCCACCGCUGCCUGCUGCCCCAAGCCCGCCGAGCUGCUGCAUACCGACGGCCAGCACCACACCGGAGCACACCUGCAGCAGCUGCAGCUGCCGCAGCACGCAAGGCUUACAAGGCUGUCUGCACCAGAUUUCUUCGCGGAUGCACCGCACGCAGCCGCCGCCACGCACUUUGGCGCCGUCAGCAUUGCCGGCGCCGUCGCCAGCGUCACUGCAGCCGACGCCUGCCCCUCCUCCAACAGCGCGCCUCUCCCCUGCUUUGCCCUGGGCUCAGGCAUGGUGGAUUUCCUCGCUCCGCCCACCGGCUUGACAGGCGAUGGCGCCGCCGCAGCCGCAGGCAUUGCUUGGGCCUUGCAGCAGGCGGCCCGCAGCAGCUAUGACGGCGGCAGCCACGUCCCGUACCCGCACCCGUACGCACAACAGCAGGCACGGAUGCACGUCAGCGGUGCAGGCACCAUCACCGGCUCCGCGCCCUCCACGUGUGCAGCCUACGGCCUCGCUGACUCGCUCGUGCCCACCGCCACACGUGCAGCGUCAGCCACCCCCGGCGAUAUUACCUUCAACGGGGGUGUGGUGGACGACGUGCGCCAGCUGUGCCAGCCGCUGCAGCUGUUCGCGGGACUGGAUCCCGCGGGCCUCAUUCCGGAGCUGCAAUACCAGCAGCACCUGCACCAGCACCAGCAUCAAGCGGACGGGACGACCGCCAGCGCGCCCGCCGUGAUCAGCGUCGCCCGGAAGCGUCAGCAGCACCAGCACCAGCAGCACCAACAGCAGCAGCGCCAGCAGCACCAGCACCAACAGCAGCACCAGCACCAGCACCAACAGCAGGCGCCUGGGCUGGUGAGGCUGCUGUCCGGCACCAUGAUGCACGCCGGGGUGCCCCGCCAGCAGCAGCAGCAGCAGCAGGGCUCGGCCGCCUCCGCAGGAGGAGCGGCAGCUGCUGCAGCGGCCGCGCCGCCGCCGCCGCUGGCUGCAGUUCGGGUCAAGGUGGAGGUCGCCGCGGAAGAGGGUGGCGCGCCUGGCCCGGUGCGGCAGCAGCCGCUGCGUGCCGCGCAGGCGCAGGCGCAGGCACUGGCGCUCGUGGUGAAGCUGGAGCAGCAGCAGGCAGCAGAGGAGCACAUCGACGUACUGCUGCUGGGUGUGCCGCAGCAGGAGCGCCGCCGCCGCCUGCCGCAUGACGACGACGCGGACCGCGACUACGUGUGCAGCGAGGGCGAGGGCGAGCAGGCCGCGGCCGAGCGGGGCGAUGUGGACGACGUGGACGACGAGGGCGAGGCGGGCGGUGCUGGGCGCAAGAAGAAGCAAGGCGGCGGCGGUGGCAGGGGCUCCGCCGCCGGGCUCGGCGCCGCCCGCGCCAAGGGCAAAGCCGCCAAGGGCAGGGCCAGCUCGGCCACCGGCUCUCCGGCGCACAAGGGCAAGCGCAACGGCGGCGGCCCGGGCAAGGCGGCCCAGGCGCGCGCCAAGGCGCAGGUGGCUGUGGAGUGGCCGGUGGGGCUGCAGGCGGAGCCUGCCGCCGCCGCUCAGGACUACGAGGCCGCGGGCGGCAGCGGGGGUGGCGGCGGCGGAGAGCUGGAGGCGCGCAGCCGCCAGGUGACCCUGGCCGACCUGAAGCUGUACUAUGAAUCGCCCAUCAAGUCCGCCUCCAAGGCGCUCGGCUUCAGCCUGUCGUGCUUCAAGAAGCUCUGCCGCCGCCUUGGUGUGCCGCGAUGGCCCGCGCGCAAGCUUCUGUGCCUCAAGAAGAUGCGCGACGCCCUGCGGGCGGCGGGCAGCGACUGCGGCGGCCGCGGCAGCAGCAUCGACUCCGAGAUUAGCGCAGAAGAGCGCGAGCGACUGCUGGAGCGAGUCAAGCUCAACAUAGCCGAGAUCUACGACAACCCCGACACCCCGAUGUACGGCGAGUUCACACGCGUACGGCACCUGCAAUACAAGAGCCGUACCACGGUGCGCCGCAAGGCGGAGAGCAGCGCCCAGGCGGCUGGUGGCGGUGUGGCGAAGCGCCAGGGCUGGCGCGAAUGCUACUCGCUCGGUGCCGACGACAGCACGAGUGAGGGGGAGGCGGAGGUGGAGGACGAUGUGGAGGACGAGGAGCAGGUGGAGGAGAGCGAUGGCCCUAUGUCUGCCGUUUGACCCUCCACGCGUCAUGCAUGGACGCGGCGGAAGGGCUUUCCUUCCCGCCCCGCCUGCUGGGCUCCACAGUCCUCGGCAACGACGCGCCUGCCGCUGCACCAAUGUGUACGGUGACUAAUUGACUAAUUUAUCAUGUAUAUAACCCGCCGUGAUGUACGCCCGGUGACCGGGAGCCGUGGGUGUGGUGCGGCUGCUGUGGCGGCGGCGGAGCAGCAGGACAGGCAGCGGGAGCAGCGGUGUGCGGGGACGGGUGGGGCGACUUUGCGAAAGGGACGACCAGACAGACUGGCUGCUCAAAAGAAAUUACUGGUGCUAGAUUGCUCAAGAAACAAACGAUGCCGAAACGUAUGUACUCAGCUGGCGCAACACCGCCAGUGGAAUAAUGAGGGGUGGAGGUCGUUCGGCUUCCGGCACCCAAGGGUGGAAAUGGAAAGUCUUGCUCGCAGGGAAUCUUAGCAGCAGGCUAGCUAGAGCUAUGUUCGCGUGCACAUGUCUGGUGUGGGAGAGAUUGAGAUUGGGAGGAAGUUGUGCACGGAGGACAAUGUGUGUGUUUUGUUCUCCGGCCGCGUCGCCGUGCUUCUCACUGCGCAUUCAGCGCAUUGCAAAGUGGGCAGGCAAACUUCUUUGCUUUGAUGAAGGAGUGAUGCGGUGCCCCGUUGUGUUGGCGCACGCAGGGCCGCUUUGCAUAGAAAUUGUAGAGUAGAGGCGUGGAUGUUGCGCGCGUUCGUGUGCGCGCGCAAGCGAAACUUCAUGCACAAUUGAUACGUGGCACAGCCGGCAUGUAGGGCCAGUAGGCACUUAGCUCCUGUCACCAAGAGGCACCGCCCGGCCCAUGCUUGGGCUGGGGCACUGAACCAUUGAUAGCCAUUCAAGUGGAGAAGAGAUUCACGAAUGAAGAGUGAGAAAGCGAUGCAGAACGGAGUACACUGGCCCGGUUUCAGAGGCUCCAGAGAUGGUGUUUGCUUGGGCCUGAGUAUGCCGGUCAGAGACUCGGAGAUAGAGUCAGAGACUCGGAGACUGAGUUAGAAUGGUCUGCAGCAACGCGGGUGGCUUAGAUUCUUAUGAUGACCGAUGAGUCGCUGGGUAGCGGCUGUGUGGUCGUGACUGGGGAGGGACACAGCAGGCCCAAGCUGAGGCGCCCCCACGUGUAGCGCCCCAUACUAUUGUUUUGCGAUCGGAUAGUUUGUCAAGUUGUAUGGUGAAGGUUUGUGAAAUUCAAACGUGCACUGGGCUAGACUUGAUGGUCGUCGUGGCGGGAUUUGCUCCGCCAUAACAUGCCAAGCGCUGAAUUCAACGUGACUGCGUUUGCCUUCGCUUGGGCUUGAGCUCCCAGGAGGACUGAUGGUACCUGCGGUAUGUUGUGUUGUGUCGUGGGCAUGGAGACCAUAAGCUCUGCUAACCAUAGGCGUUGUCAGGCAGGCUCGAAACUGAUGAUGUUUUGGGGGCAGACGACACUGAAACCUGAAUGUAUGGCGUUCAAGGUCGGCUGUCACAUAUCCGUGCGUAGCCACACAGGUGGACCACCUAGGAUGCGCCUUCACAUGGGUACCGUCAUUCGCGAGGUGGAUGGGCCACGAGGUGCUAGCUGCUCACUGAGGGGCGCACGGGGUUUGUGUCGAUCAAGGUGGCGUCCGUGCAUUCAUGUUUUUUCCGCGCUGAAAUGAGCAAGUUUGGAUGCUUUUGCAGUGGGUUUGGAAGCGUAUCAUAUAAUGGUAUUCUGUGGGGAUUAGUUUCAGGUAGUAUCGGCUUCUGGUGGAGAUUUUGGGGAGCGGUGACAGCGAGCGGGCUGGGGUACUGUGGCGGGGCUGUGGCGUGGCUGUGGCCAAAUGCUCCCUUGUGACAAACAGAGACGUUUGGAGUCGUGUGGGCGCCGCAAAUACACAUUUGCGGUGUGAUUGGUGUAGCUGCAAUGGGUUGUGGUGGGAGGCGAGAUGGACGCAACGGGAGGAGGAAGAGCAGAAGUAAGUAAUAGCGCCCAGGGGCGCCGUAGACUGAAGACGUGGUAGACACUAGUGAUGGAGAUGGGAGAAUGGGGGAGAUGGUAAAUGUGGGAUGGGUGAUCUGCCGACCUCACCGUUUGGGGGUCAGCCUGGUGCGGUUGGUGUGGCGGCUUGCCAGACGAGUAACGGUAUAUAGCGAUUACGGGACAUGGCGGGGGUAACUAGUAUGUGAAAUGUACGUCUUUGCGCACUGGGCCUGCGCGCCGUGCGACUGGGCUGCGCUGGCGGUGGCCCGUGUGCUCGGCUCCGUAGCUGCGAGCGACCGGUCGACUGCUCUUCGCAAACUGGCACUUGUGCAUACCGUAUGCACGCAAGCCAUGUCGUGUGCUAUGUUAUGCUGAGGGAACGCUGCUGCCAGGUUGGCAAGCAUGCAAUCUCCGCCAGUGCACCGGCUGCGGAUAUUUUGAUGUGCUGUACAGGCAUGUGCGUCCUAAGCAGAUGCCGGUUGCAGCAAGGCCUGGACCGAAACGCAUGCUUUGCCAUGAUUGUCCUUUGUGGUGGGAGGUUCCGCGGGUAUGGCAGGUAGUAAACCGCAUACCGUAGUAUGCUGGACCUUUUUGUGCAGGGGGCUGCGCGAUAGGAGCGCACGGUUUUUGCUUCUUGAAUACGCGAGCACCUGUGUGUGUUGGAGGUCACGGGAGAAGCAGGAGCACGCAGGACAGUGUGAGCGGUUUUGGUUUGUGUACGAGUCGCCUGUGCAGCUGGAGCACUUGACCUACCGUGCUCAGUCGACUCCAAUUUACACAUGGCUGUGAUGACAAUGAUGGAAUGAUGGUGGGGGGCUGUUGUUGUCUGCACGUGUUUGAAGUACAAAUACGGCUAUGAUGAGAAGCGGGUACAGGAAGAACCUCGGUUGUGUUUGGUGUGGCAGCCUGGCAGAGAUCCAAGGUAUGAAGCAAUGUGGUACAUGCUCACGCUUAGUGGGAGCACUGGUACUAGCAGCAGAAGCGGCGGUAAACGGGGGUGAUAAUAAUUUAUGAGUGGCUAAACUAAAUCGCG
Messenger RNA from Chlamydomonas reinhardtii, 8414 nucleotides. RefSeq lists its product as uncharacterized. Bases 265 to 5415 code for a protein of 1716 amino acids. Gene Ontology annotation, molecular function: DNA-binding transcription factor activity. NCBI's taxonomy places the organism in Eukaryota, Viridiplantae, Chlorophyta, Chlorophyceae, Chlamydomonadales, Chlamydomonadaceae. The record is from RefSeq and is a predicted model, not a curated record. The transcript has 6 exons.